Messenger RNA from Ixodes scapularis (black-legged tick), 1715 nucleotides. RefSeq names its product zinc finger protein 713-like. The transcript has 2 exons. The record is from RefSeq and is a predicted model, not a curated record. Gene Ontology annotation, biological process: regulation of transcription by RNA polymerase II. NCBI's taxonomy places the organism in Eukaryota, Metazoa, Arthropoda, Arachnida, Ixodida, Ixodidae. Gene Ontology annotation, molecular function: DNA-binding transcription factor activity; RNA polymerase II cis-regulatory region sequence-specific DNA binding. The coding region runs from base 401 to 1057 and encodes 218 amino acids.
UCAUGGUCUGUCGGGCAUUUCCCAGUUGUGAAAUUCUGAUAUGUGGUUGCUAAAACCUUCCAUUUAUAUUGAAUGUGCAUUAUUUGACCACACCGGGUUUUUUUUGUUUUUUUUAUUGUUUUGCAUGAAAUCAUGUUUUGGUGAAGACAAGCGAGAUUUUAUUGUGAUAGGGUUGCUCAUGGAACACCGCUCUUUAUGACCGUAGUUCCAACUGCUUUGAAAUGUAUUUUUAGUACAACCUCUUGCAAUCGUGUAUUUUCAAAAUUCUGGCAAAAAAGCUCCGACUAGCGACAGCAAAAUCGCCAAGAAACACAAAAGCCCUUCGCAAGCGAGCAACAGCAUCACACAGGCGCGAGCUGACGACACGCGAGGUGGAAAGAGAGCAGGCGAGGAGGAAAGCAUGCAAGGAGGCUCACACAUUGCCCCAGACAGCAGGAAUGCGUGGCGCAGUCGCACAGUUGCCCAGGCAACUGAACCCAAGACCUGUGGGAGCUCAUGCUCGGAUCACGUCCUCAAUGGAGCCAGAGCCUUCCGGGACGAUGGGGACAGCGAGAGCGACUCCUCUUCCCCAAGAAGCGAACUGGUUGAGUCACAACCCACGACGCGGAUACGGUAUGAGGGCAUGUAUUGCUGCAAGUUCUGCCCUUACUCCAGUCAUAAUCUAUGUCAUGUAAACCAGCACGAAAGGACGCACACAGGAGAGAAGCCUUUCUGCUGCUCUGUCUGCAAGAAAGCGUUUGCUGAAAUUGGUAACUUACGGAUUCACAUGAGGACCCACACAGGGGAGAAACCAUUCAGUUGCGAGGUUUGCCAGAAGGCGUUCGCCAGAAGUCAUGUCCUGGCGACUCAUAAAAGAGUACAUACGGGUGAAAGACCAUACAAGUGUGGCACGUGUGAGAGAGUAUUUUCGAAAAGAGAUCACUUGUUAUGUCAUGAGAAAACCCACAGUGGGGAGCGACGUUACAAGUGUGAAGCCUGUGAGAAAGCAUUUAAAUGCAUAGACUAUUUAAGUAGGCAUAGAAAGAAGUGCACAAGUGAGGAAUCUGCGACAUCUUAAGGUCAUUUGAAUGGAAGAGAUUUCAUGUUUUAUUGUGUGCUUCACUGACCGUAUGUUGUUUGUUCACCUGAAGUUGAGAAUCGGAGACAUAUUCAUUAGUUUUAAACGUUUUGAGUUGCAGUCUGGCAACAGCCACAGUUCUGCUACGUAGAAUUUUAUAUUGUUUUGAAUGGCCUUAUUAUAUUUACCUUCUGGAUAAAUUUUUGUUGUAGGACGUGUGGAGUUACUUUUCACUUCACUUUGAGUGGAUGAGGAAACUGAGUAGGUGUCCCUCUGAGCUAAGAGAUUUUAAGAUGCUCAAGUAGGAUGCGAUCAAUUUCCAACUUUAUCUGUGAAAAGUGGAAUCUAUCUGUUUAUCUCUUGUCUUGUUCACAGUGAUGUAUCACUCUCGUGCAGUUGUCUAGCUCUCAUACUUUUACUACUGUAUAUUGCUUCUUGCAUGAAAAUGCUGCCAAAUGUAGAUGCUGCAAUUAAAGUGUCCAAGAAAAAAGAAUUCAGUAUUUGUUCUAUAAGAGCCGAUUGAAGUAUAACCCCACUACAGCCCCUUUUAAUUACGAUUUCCUUUAAUCUAGAGCCUGAAGUAAACGGCAAACUUGAUUGUUCUGUACAGGGUUCGGCCAUGUCAGUACCGGUCCUGCUCGUUUUACAGAAGACUUUU